AUGGCAUUUCAUCGACCACAUCCUAAGAGAAUAUCUCAUGAACCAGUAUCUAAUCGAGAAUUGGAAUUGGAGCAGGUAAAUCAAGCUUUAAGAGAUGAGUUAUCUAACGAAGUUUCAAUCAAUAAGUCAAAUGAGAAAUACAUAAAUGAGCUAGAGCACAAAUAUACCCAGUGUGAGAAAGAAAUCCAAUCCCUCAAUAAAGAACUGGAAUGGCUUGAUAAUGCUUUGGAGGAAGAAAAGGCGGAGUUGAGAUCGGAGAUAGCGUCCCUUAAAAGAAGCUUAUAUCAAGCUAAAAAGGAAAUCCGAGAUAAGGUAUCCUAUACUGAUAUUAUAGAGAAGCAAUUACAAGAAUCAGAAGAGCGGGUUCAAAAUCUAAGGCUUAGAUUCAAAAUUAUUUCUUCAAGAAGAAGCUCUCCUAUCUUAUAUAAUUCAGAAGAAGAUACAGAUAUGGCACAUAUAGACCCCUUUAUAAAUAUCACUAGAGGAUUAAAUCGCCUUGAAAACCAUUUCACGGGGGGUACACCCUUAAUUAAUCCUGUCAAUAUUAUCCAAGGUAUGUAUGGCACUUUAAAUACUAUUUGGGCUAAUUAUCAAAGAAUAGACCAGGAUUUAGAUGAUGUUACAAAUCAACGAGAUGCUCGAGAUGCGCAAAUAGUACAAUUACAGCAAGAUGUCAAUCAUUUUAGACAGCAAAAUAUUGCUUUACAAAAUCAUGUUAACCAACUUACACUAGAGCGUAACAAUUCUCAGAAUGAUCUUGCUUUGAUGACUACAACUUAUUAUAAUGAACGGGAAGAACGUCGACAUUUGUGGAGGGUAGCUAAACAAUUGGAAAAAGGAAUGCAGAUGCGGAUUAAUACUUUAUUACUUGAUAAGCUUGCACUUAAUUUUAAACUCCGGAGGUGUCAAAGACAUGGUAGAGAAUUACAACAGGGCCCUAAUGUACCUCAUAUUCCACAAAAAAUAGUUAAUAAAUCACAGGAUCAUUUAGAAACUAUUGCUAUGAGAUUAGGUUAUCCAGAUGAUGCAUCACGAAAUCCUGAUGAUUUAGAAAAUUUUAUUGAAGAUGAAUUAUAUAAAAGAUUAGGUCAUGCAAAUUAUAAUCUUAGAAAAGAACCUUUUGGCAGUAGACGAAAUUUUCCUGCAAAAAAAGUUUAUACAAAUAAAAAAUCUAGCAAAACAUCUUCCAAAUGUUCCGAUUGUGGUAAGCCAGGUCAUAGAAAAAACCAAUAUGACCCUUCAGAAGAAGAAUCUGAUAAUGAGAAAUCCUAUUAUGAAAGUGAGGAAGAAGAUGAUAAUUCUCGACAUACAUUUGCUUUAAAAAAAAAGAUAACCAAAUCUGGUUCUAAGAAGAAAAGUCAGUCAAAAAAGCCCUCUUCAGUAUUUGUGAUUCAAAAAAUAUUCCGAGCUUCAUGUAAGUCAUUAAUAGAGGCAUUGAUUAAGGAAUGUCCUGAGAAUAUUUUAGUAGAAGCUUUAAGUUAUUUAGGUAAUGUAUACGAUAGUUUGAAAAAUACACUCUUAGAUAACUAUGCCUCAAAAUAUUCAUCUAAGGAGAAAGAAGUAAUUUGGGGGCAGGUUACAGAAGUUUAUAAAGAUAUUUUACAUUCACUAAUUGUAGCUGUUGAUCGAAUUAAUAAAUCCAAGGAGCAACCACAAUCAAAUACAUUAAAUUUUGCUAUCAAGAAACAUUUUAUCCAGCAAACAAAAAAAUCAUACUGGCCUGAUCCGAGAUAUGAGAUUAAUUUUAUUCACCCCAAAGAUCCUGAUGAUGUAGCAACAAUUACUAGUAAGGUUGCUUCAAUGACUAUACCUUAUUCACUGGUUGAUUCGGGAUCUAAUGAGUCAGUUAUUAGUGAUAAUAUUGCUGAAGAAAUGGGACUUGAAAUAGAUAAAUCAAAUAUCCCAAAUAUUACCGGUCUUGCAAGUAAUGCCAAUGUUGUAGGAACAUCUUAUAAUGUACCUGUAACAAUCAGUGAUGGAAAAAAUUCAAUUACAGCCUAUGAUAAUUUUUCAAUAGUUAAAGCUGAAAAAAAUAAAAAUGGAGAUUAUAAGUCCCUAGUAUUAUUUGGUAAUCCUUUACUUAGUAAACUUGGAUGGGAACCCAUUGUAAACCGGGAAUUCAAGGCAUGUCAAAAUGAUGUACAUGUUACAUUACCACUUUCAGUUCAUAAAUCACAACGAGAAAUUUUUACAACUGAGAAGCUAGAACCAUGGCAUGCUCCAGAAGGCUUUAACCCAAAAAAAAACUAG
This is a messenger RNA of Entrophospora sp. SA101, 2250 nucleotides long. NCBI's taxonomy places the organism in Eukaryota, Fungi, Glomeromycota, Glomeromycetes, Entrophosporales, Entrophosporaceae. The record is from the annotation of a GenBank genome assembly.